AUGACAAUCACCAUCAAGUGGAUUCAAAAUGAAACUGGCGCGGAAGUUCGUAUUGAGAAGGGGGAUGGAAAGGAAAUUCGACUUCAGAGUGGGGAAAGAGGUGAUCAACGUUGGGAGAUGCCUAUGUGGCGUUCGGGCCAGCGAAUGAUUAUCAACAAGAGUCACCCACGAGUGUGGUUUGUUGAUCGUGAUAAUGCUAUUCUGGUGUCGACCAACGAAGGAAGCACAUGGGAUCACUAUAUGACAAUCAAGGGUGGAGCUUCCUAUGGUAUGGUUAUCCGAAGUAAUGGAGUCGCGAUUCAAAAUCCUUAA
Molecule: messenger RNA, 312 nt
Organism: Rotaria socialis
Lineage: Eukaryota; Metazoa; Rotifera; Eurotatoria; Philodinida; Philodinidae
Source: the annotation of a GenBank genome assembly